This is a messenger RNA of Acaulospora morrowiae, 2257 nucleotides long. The record is from the annotation of a GenBank genome assembly. Lineage: Eukaryota; Fungi; Glomeromycota; Glomeromycetes; Diversisporales; Acaulosporaceae.
AUGUACAAAAAUAUUUCAAAUCGUGGGGAGGUUACAAAAGAAAAAAUCAAGAACGCGGUCGAGAAAGGGACUUACACAUUUGAACGAACAGGAAAUGAUGAGUUCUCUGUCACCUUGACUUACCCAUCCCGGGUAGAGAAGGUGAAGCCAUAUUCUUUAAGCGAUUUACAGGAUUUAAGAGGGCGCGCAUUAUUAAUUGCAAAACCUAGCGUGAGAAUAGAUAUCGAUGUAGAUACCGAAGAGCAUAGAGCAAGGGCAAUGAUCAUGGACGAAUUUGUUCGGCAAGUUGAUAUUGUGCACGAGAUUUGUAACGUUGGAACUAAAAUAAUACAGGUUGGACACUUUGGAUAUCGACAAUUUAAGAAGGAAAUCUCGGAUGACAAUAAAAUGAACGAAUUAGCUGAUUUACUUAAAAAACUUAAAGACGAAUUAAAAGAAUGGGAAGAAAUCGUUAAUCGCGCACAAAGAGAUCAUUACUACCUAACAUUCUUUCCGGCUCGUUAUAUUCUUGCUUUCCUCGACUACUUUACCGGAGAUGAAAAGAAGAAUAAAGAAAAUUGUGAAAUUCUCAUACAAUUUGUCAACAGAAGUGCCAGAAUGCUGCCCAAGAAAGGAGCUUUUGGUUUCUCACGUAAAAAUAACGAUCAUUAUCUGGUCCUUUGCGAAAUCGGUGCAAAACUAAAAAAUACUUUUGGCAACAUCCCGAUACAACCAAAGCCACUUAAGACCAAAGGAGAAUUGGUUACAUCUGACAUAGUACUCAAUGGAAAACUAUUUGUUGCUUCCUGCGAUAACAAAUCAUUGGUUCCUAAUAUCAUCAUGUCGGUCUACGCAAAUCAUGGGAAUUACCCAGAACCAUGGCAAAUCUUGAUCUGCAAAUCCACCACGACUAUGGAAGAACUCUCCAUCUUUCUCAUGCGUUGUUUCCUUGCAUCUGAUAAUGGGUAUAAAAAUCAUCUGUUCUGCAUCGCGAAUUUAGAAUUACUCGAAUUUGAUCUUCAAUAUAGUCUCGUGAAUAAUAUAAGAUCUUUGCGUGAGAAACACAAUGAUUAUUUGCUCGCAUUGAUUUGUUGUCAAGAGGCCGGAGUUCAUCAUCACAUUUUAGAUCAAUUUUCUCAAGAUGUUGUUAUCACCAAUGGUUUAGGCGUCGAGACGAUGAAAGAUAUUUAUCAACAACUGUGUCCGUAUGCUGUAUGUGUCUCCUCGGAUUUGUCAGGGCAAGGCAAGAGUGAAUGGAUCAGACAAUCUAGCUACAAGAAGCAAAUUGUUCCGCGUAGCUUCCUUAUCAGUGAUGGGGUUAACUUUAGUAGACUAGUUCAUCAGCUUAAAGAACUCAAUCUUCGUAAAGUGGAAAGUUUACAUAUCAAUAUUGUGUCUGCGGAUAAUUAUAACGACGUUAAUAUGUUCUUGUUUGAGCUUUUGACUUUAGGCUUUGUAUAUAGCGACGUGGAUAUCACGUGCCUUCCGCAAACUAGCAUAUUUAUUGAAGUUGCUUCGACAAUUGGACAACAAUUGCUUAAGUUACUUCCAAUCACCGGUUAUUUGUUGAAGCAACAUCUAUCAUGGGACAUUAGAAAUUUAAUUAUAUCACAGGAGAUUCACAGUCCAAUUCAAGUGGUGUGUCAAUAUUUGGAUGCGCUUGAUCAGAAUCAGAUUGACUCAAGAGAUAUUUUAUUCCGUGGGGAAGGCUCAGUUAACAAGAAUUUGCCGACAAUAAGGUGCCAGGAACUGGUGGCCAAAUAUUUUUUUAAUCAAAAUGCAGAUAAUAUUUCAUCAUUCCGUUUUGUGGAAAUUUUUGUCAGUGUUUUAGCCGAUCAAUUGAUACGAUUGUCAUUAAGUUCUUAUUUCCGUGUCGAAAACUUGAAGCAAAUGGUAGAAGAAGAAAAGCUAAGGAGUACAUUGGUUGAAAAAUUAUUGGAAGUUUCCAAAGACUUUGCAACUCGUUCAGUUCAUGCCAAGGCGACGCAACUGAAAUCCAUUGAAGUAGAUUCGUUAGAUAGCAUUGAAAUUAACGUCAAAUCAUGGGAUGAUUCUAAUCAUCUUUUGGUAUUCUUUAUGUCUCAAAACCCGGAUUCAAUUUGUGCUUUGUAUCGAGAUAAAAAUAAAGUUGAUAAGAAUAGUUUAACAAAUCGUCCACAAAAAUUGAAAAGAAAUAGAUAUCCAAUCGAAGGUCCUGGGUAUCCGUCAAUACAAAUGCGAUGCAUUGUUUUAGCACUCUGUCUUUGCUAUCAAUCUAGGAUCUAUGAUCAGGAAGAAC